AUGCGCCAUCACGGUUGCGCCGCCACCAACGCCGUCUCGCUGCGAGCACCACCACGAGGCCAAGAAGACCGGAGAGGAGAUCCAAGCGACGGGAGCAGCAUCACCGAGGCCGAGCGGGAGAGAACCACCUCCACCGCCGUCGUGCGGGAGGCUCGCGCCUCUGGCACCGUCGCGGUAGCCGUCCGGACACCGCAGCGGGGCAUACCAGGCCACCCCUGGCCCGGCCAGGCCCGAAAUGGGCCCGCUAAGCCCCGCCGGCCACGCUGCAGCAGGCUGGCGUCGACGCCACCAGCCCCCGCCGAUCAUCGCCGCUCACCACCGCCUCCUGAUGGCCACGCCAACGCCACGCCUGUCGCCGGCCCGCCCAGGCCCAGAUGGGGCCUGAAGGGCCCAAAUCUGGGCCGGGCGGGCGCCGCCAGCCCGCGCAGCCCCGCGCCGCCAGCAGCGCCGCCGCCGCCCAGAACUCGCCCCCGCCGCUGCACAGGACCGCCGCCGCCUGAAGACACCGUCCGGAGCGCUCCGUCCCGCGCCGGAGAAACCCUAGACGGGUAA
Messenger RNA from Aegilops tauschii subsp. strangulata, 552 nucleotides. The record is from RefSeq and is a predicted model, not a curated record. NCBI's taxonomy places the organism in Eukaryota, Viridiplantae, Streptophyta, Magnoliopsida, Poales, Poaceae.